AUGACUGAGAGGGAGAAGACUGAGGAGUUGGCCCUUGGUAUUGAGGACUUGGUCUGCAGACGAUGUUCGGAUGCAAAGAGAAAGCCAGAAGAGCGUGUUCAAACAGUUCUUGCCAUCGAGGCGACGUUCAGCGGGCGCAGCAGGGCCAGUGCCACGAAUUGUCCGAUCGAGGCCACAUCUCGGAACUCACAGGGCAGGAUGGCCUGCCAGAAGCGCCGACCAUGGAUGGGGCAGAUGGACUUGCUAAAAAGUCCCGCGCGGUGGGCCUCUGCGCACGUGGCCACGCGGAACCUGCUCCUGUCGGGGCCGGCGGAGGGGGCGGGGACGAGCGGUGCGCAGGCAGGAUGA
Prorocentrum cordatum is the source of this 348-nucleotide messenger RNA. The record is from the annotation of a GenBank genome assembly. Lineage: Eukaryota; Dinophyceae; Prorocentrales; Prorocentraceae.